Messenger RNA from Colossoma macropomum (tambaqui), 1426 nucleotides. It is a transcript of the gene scn4ba, whose product is annotated as sodium channel, voltage-gated, type IV, beta a. The coding region runs from base 82 to 954 and encodes 290 amino acids. Gene Ontology annotation, biological process: regulation of ventricular cardiac muscle cell membrane repolarization; regulation of sodium ion transmembrane transporter activity; cardiac muscle cell action potential involved in contraction. The record is from RefSeq and is a predicted model, not a curated record. The transcript is spliced from 6 exons. Gene Ontology annotation, molecular function: sodium channel regulator activity; transmembrane transporter binding. Gene Ontology annotation, cellular component: membrane; voltage-gated sodium channel complex. Lineage: Eukaryota; Metazoa; Chordata; Actinopteri; Characiformes; Serrasalmidae.
ACAGAAGAACAACAGUCAUACAUAGAAGACCGUCUCUCACUGAGCGUAGCACUGCGCUGUGCGGUUUACACGUCCCUAUGAAUGAAGGCAGUCUCUGUCCUUUCUGCUGUCUCUCCGCAUCCUAACUAUUUCAGCAGAUCAACAUCAACCCUCCACUGCCGAGCCCCCAGCUUCAACUCAGACAGACACACACACCGGAGGAGCCAGGACGGGGCAGGCAGACAGGGGAAACGUGUAGACUGUCUAGCGGACAUGGAUUCACGUGGAAAUAGUGGAUCAUUCUUGCACAGGUGGACGCGAUCUGGCGAUGCAGUGCACGCUGGCUUGGUUGUCACACUUCUGAUUGGAGUAUGGUGUACUCAGGCCUUAGAGGUGUCAGUGGGAAAAGUUCACUUUGUUGAGGUGAUGAAUGGUAGCUCUGUGCUUUUACCCUGCACCUACUCUAGCUGCAUUGGCAUCAAGAACCUGUACUUCAACUGGCAUUACAAUGACAAUGGCACAAUGGUGAAGCUUUGUGAAGCAGUGAUUCCAGCUGAAGGUGUGGAGCCCCAUGUGAAGAUCUACCAUGAGCGGCUGGAGUUUGUGGGCUCCAGUAAGGACAGUAAUAUCUCCGUCCUGCUGUGGAACGUCACCUUUGAGGAUGAGGGCGAGUAUACCUGCUUUGCCCGCAACCCCAAAGAGAAGGACCGAAACCAUAGUGCUGUGUUCACCCUCAUUGUAGUGGAUCAGUUGAAGGAAGUGGACAACACACUGACUAUCAUCAUUGUGUCCGUGCUUGGGGGCCUAAUCGGUUUGAUCAUUAUAGUUAUGGUCAUAAAGGCGAUAGUUGUGCACUUUCUCAACAAGGCUCAAGAGAAGAAUAAAGAGUGCCUUGUGAGCUCUUCAGGGAAUGACAACACAGAAAAUGGCCUUUCGGGUUCCAAAGCAGACAACAAAGCAUCACCAAAGGCAUGAAUUUAAGUAUGUGUAUGUGUGUAAAUCUGCAAAUGUAUAUAUGUACACUUGCAUAAUGACUAUAUAGUGAGGAAGCUAUAACAAUGGACUGUUUUAUCUUUAUCUUAUGGCAAAAUAGAAAAUGUGAAAAUAUUAUACUAUAUUUUAGACUGUGCUUAAAAGUUGAGGAAUAUAAUGCUUGGGCUGGAUCGCACACCUUUUGCCAACGCUUGAAUCAAAAAGCAGUUUGAAAAAAAAUUGUCUUAGCAAUUUCUUCAGAAUUAAUGCUGUUUUGCUUCCAAGCCACUACUCAAGCAUGUGUUGUACUCUGCUCGGAUCUGUUUGUGACAUACAAAUAACUUACACUGCCAUUGAUAAUAAACUGCCACUCUACUUCAUUAAUCAGCACAAGAACAUGAUGUUCAAGACAAACAUUUAAAAAGCACUAAAACAGCAUUCCAAGUAUUCUUAAGCCAGGAUCACUCUUCAAAGA